Molecule: messenger RNA, 1141 nt
Organism: Canis lupus familiaris (dog)
Lineage: Eukaryota; Metazoa; Chordata; Mammalia; Carnivora; Canidae
Gene: DNAJC4
Product: DnaJ heat shock protein family (Hsp40) member C4
Exons: 6
Coding region: 353-1063 (236 amino acids)
Source: RefSeq, a predicted model, not a curated record
UCGCAUAGGCGUAGGGGGCGGGGCCUGGCAGGCCCCUCCUUCCCCCGCCGCCAAACUCCCAGGGUGGAGAGGGGGUCCCGACGUCUGGGACUGGUUGUCUGGGACACCAAGACCAGUGGGGGAAGCGAUCCGGACCCCCGGGCUAGCGGCAGGGGCAAGUCCAGGUCACUGGGGUCUGGGCCUGAGUGAAGGAGGCCUCACCGCCCCUGGGUCCUCUAAAGCUGGUUCCGUUUGCCGACGCUAGUAAAAGGAGCCAGGCCCUUCCCUUUCCCCCCGGAGUGCUCGAAGUGUGGUCCCAUCCUGGUCCCAAUGCACUUUGUGGCCUCCUUUCAUCAGCCGCCUGCCAGUCGCCAUGCUGUCCCUGUGCCUGUGCCGGUUCUGGCCCCGCAGCCCUUCCACCCGGCUCUUCUCGGCGGCCACCAGGCAGCGGUCUGGCCCCAGGAACUACUAUGAACUGUUAGGGGUGCAUCCUGGUGCCAGCACUGAAGAAGUUAAACGAGCUUUCUUCUCCAAGUCCAAAGAGCUGCACCCUGAUCGGGACCCUGGGAACCCAGCCCUGCACAGCCGCUUUGUGGAGCUGAGUGAAGCAUACCAAGUGCUCAGCCAUGAGCACAGCCGCCGCAGCUAUGAUCACCAGCUCAGCUCCACAACUCCUCCAAAGUCUCCAGGAACCACAGUCCAUCCCAGGGCUGCUCAUCAAGCGCACAGCAGCUCCUGGGCACCCCCCAAUGCACAAUACUGGGCCCAGUUUCAUGGUGUGAGGCCUCAGGGACCAGAGUCAAGGCAGCAGCAGCACAGACACAACCAGCGGGUGCUGGGAUACUGCCUCCUGAUCAUGUUGGCAGGCAUGGGCCUGCACUAUGUUGCCUUCAGGAAGCUGGAGCAGAUGCACCGGAGCUUCAUGGAUGAAAAGGAUCGGAUAAUCACAGCCAUCUACAAUGACACACGGGCCCGGGCCAGGGCCAACAGAGCCAAGCUCCAGGAGCAACUGCAGAGGCAGCGGCUGCAGCCACCACCUGGAGGCCCAGGGAUCGUGUCUCCGGGCACAGGCACCCGCCCGUGAGCAGCUCGCUGGGAUGGGGCCUUGCUACCCCAUGGGACUUCCCACUCCCCAAAACGCGUGCAAUAAAGUGAUUCUCAG